Messenger RNA from Triticum turgidum subsp. durum (durum wheat), 978 nucleotides. NCBI's taxonomy places the organism in Eukaryota, Viridiplantae, Streptophyta, Magnoliopsida, Poales, Poaceae. The record is from the annotation of a GenBank genome assembly.
AUGACGGACAAAUGUAUUUGUCGUCCUACCAUUGUCUUCUUCAAUUCAAUAAUGCAUAGUCUGUGCAACGAAGGAAGGGUCAUAGAUGCGCACCAUAUCUUUGACUUGGUUAUAGACAUUGGUGAGAGACCUGAUCUCAUUGCAUUUAAUACUCUGAUUGAUGGAUAUUGCUUAGUCGGCAACAUGGAGAAAGCACUCGGUGUACUUGAUUCCAUGGUAUCAGCUGGCAUUGAGCCUACUGUUGUUACAUAUAGCUCACUUAUUAGUGGGUAUUGUAAGAGUGGAAGGCUCGAUGAUGGUGUUAUUCUAUUCAGAGAAAUGGAGCAUAAGAGAGUUAAACCUGACACUGUUGCAUAUAACAUCAUACUGGAUGGGUUAUUUCAUGCUGGGGCAACAAUUGCUGCAAAGAAGUUGUUCAAUGAGAUGAUUGAAAGUGGAACAGCAGUGAGCAUUUCCACAUACAGGAUAGUUCUUGGAGGAUUUUGUAGGAAUAAUUGCACCGAUGAAGCGAUCGUCUUGUUCCAGAAAUUAGGUGCAAUGAAUGUGAAGUUCGAUAUUGCAAUACUCAAUACCAUGAUUAAUGCAAUGUACAAGGUUCAGAGAAGAGAAGAAGCUAACGAUUUGUUUGCUUCAUUACCAGCCUGUGGGCUCGUACCUAAUGCCUCUACUUACGGAGUAGUAAUACAGAAUCUUCUGAAAGAAGGAUCGUUGGAAGAAGCUGACAAUAUGUUUUCAUCAAUGGAGAAGAGUGGUUGUGCUCCCAGCUCUCGUCUUAUAAAUUAUAUCAUCAGAACGUUGUUGGAAAAGGGGGAGAUAGUCAAUGCAGCAAAUUAUAUGUCUAAAGUUGAUGGGAAGAUCAUCUCUUUUGAAGCUUCGACCACUUCGUUGUUGUUGUCUCUCUUUUCGGAGAAAGGCAAAUAUCAGGAACAAUUACAAUUGCUCCCUGCGAAAUACCAAUUCUUUGGUGGAGUCAUUUGA